AACGAGGUUGAUUUUCACUGCAAUUUUCUCCUCUUUUCUUUUUUUCUUUUUCAGAGAUAAACAGAGAAGCUGAGAUGGGGGAUUUGAGGAAGAAAACCGAAGUUAUGUUAGUGUUGAUGAUGGUAAUGGCGGCGAUGGCAGCAAUGGAUGGUGUAACGGCGGUGCUGCACCGUGUCGGAGAUAAGUACGGAUGGAACCCCAACGUUAACUACACCGAAUGGUCCGAUGCAGAGCAUUUCUACGUUGGCGAUUGGCUCCGUAAUUUCUCUAACUCUUUUAACUCUCUGAUUUAGAAAAUAAUCAUGUUUCCCUGCAUAUUAACAUAAUCAACUUUUUCUUCUUUUCUUUUUUUUCUGUUUUGGCCUUUCCUUCAUAGAUGAAAGUUGAAAAUAAUAUUAAAACAAAAUUUCUUAA
Messenger RNA from Rubroshorea leprosula, 414 nucleotides. NCBI's taxonomy places the organism in Eukaryota, Viridiplantae, Streptophyta, Magnoliopsida, Malvales, Dipterocarpaceae. The record is from the annotation of a GenBank genome assembly.